Messenger RNA from Cheilinus undulatus (humphead wrasse), 799 nucleotides. RefSeq names its product mitochondrial ribosomal protein L51 (gene mrpl51). The coding region runs from base 272 to 661 and encodes 129 amino acids. Gene Ontology annotation, biological process: translation. The transcript is spliced from 4 exons. Gene Ontology annotation, cellular component: mitochondrial large ribosomal subunit. Gene Ontology annotation, molecular function: structural constituent of ribosome. The record is from RefSeq and is a predicted model, not a curated record. Lineage: Eukaryota; Metazoa; Chordata; Actinopteri; Labriformes; Labridae.
AGCGCUAUGCAUUGUGGGACACGGAGGAAGAUGGAAGCGGCCACCCCGAGCGUGUUGAAGUCUCAUCAACAAACAAUUUACUAGACAUACCCACACAAAUGACCAUACUUUAGGUUUCGUUAUUUUUGUAAAAAAUUACAUUAUUGGCACGGGACUGCUACUGGACGCGGUGAGUGGUAUCUAUCAUAAAACCUCAUGUACUAUAGCGACUAUGCUAGCUACAGCUAAAGCUAAGGGUCAAUGCAAAGAUAUUUGAAAGAAACCUUAGAAGAUGUUGGGAGGACUGCUGAAAGCUGGAGGGUCCAUCUGUCAGUCUGCUGGGAUUCUGCUCAACACUGCCAGGACAAUUUAUACGGGAACAUGUUGCCAAAUCAGGAUGCAUGCCAUCCCUGAACUGAAGAAGGUGGACCGAUGGACUGAGAAGCGAAGCAUGUUUGGAGUUUAUGACAACAUCGGCAUCCUAGGGGACUUUAAAGCUCAUCCCAAAGACCUCAUCAUUGCUCCCACCUGGCUGAAAGGUUUCAAAGGCAACGAGCUGCAACGUCUGAUCAGGAAGAAGAGAAUGGUGGGAGACAGAAUGAUGACAUUGGACAAACAUAACUUGGAGAAGAGGAUAAAGUUCCUCUACAGACGCUUCAACCGUUAUGGGAAACAUCGCUGAAAUUUAAUAUGCAGCACUGGGAGAUACCUUUGACUAUCCUAAAGGACUGCUGGAGCCUUGUUGAAUUGUUUCAUAUUGUAAGAAUGAUGUUUGUAUCCACUUUCUCCUCGUCAUCUUUAUAAAUCUGUUCAAACUUUC